Messenger RNA from Rattus norvegicus (Norway rat), 426 nucleotides. It is a transcript of the gene Wfdc16, whose product is annotated as WAP four-disulfide core domain 16. The transcript has 3 exons. The record is from RefSeq and is marked validated. Bases 28 to 363 code for a protein of 111 amino acids. Gene Ontology annotation, cellular component: extracellular region. NCBI's taxonomy places the organism in Eukaryota, Metazoa, Chordata, Mammalia, Rodentia, Muridae. Gene Ontology annotation, molecular function: peptidase inhibitor activity.
UGAGUCUCCGGCCAGCGCUGCAGCCCGAUGCCCACGGUUGGCCUCAUGAAGUGGCCAGUUGUUCUCCAGAUGCUGCUACUCCUUGGCACGUUAGGCCUGCCAGUGUUGGCGAGAUGGAAGGACAGAUUUUUUUCUGAAAUCCAAAUUCCAGAUUACAUUUUAACAAGGCCCAAACUGCAGCCCUGCCAGGCGAGGCCGACCAGCACCCAAUGCAAAAGCUCCUGCAGGGCGCACCUGGACUGUGAUGACGAGUUUCGCUGCUGCCACGCCUUCUGUGGCAAUGUCUGCAUGAGCCCGGAAGAGGCAGAGGGCGCAAAGUCAAACCGUAAAAUCAGCAACCUGGUGCCUGCGGUUGUACCGUAAAUCAUCGUCGUUUCAAGCCACAUGGAAAGUGUUGGAAGACCAACCUGCUGUCGGACCGUCCUC